Molecule: messenger RNA, 1106 nt
Organism: Ceraceosorus bombacis
Lineage: Eukaryota; Fungi; Basidiomycota; Exobasidiomycetes; Ceraceosorales; Ceraceosoraceae
Source: the annotation of a GenBank genome assembly
AUGCAAGCUGUGGAUGUGAACAGGCUCAAGUCGGGAGAGAUGGAUCUUGGUGUGAGUGACGUAAGCCUAUUGCAGGCAGGCGGAUAUGAGGGCGCACAAAUCAGACCCAUAUACGCGAGCUAGAGAGUGAACGGCUCCCAGUCAUUCUUUCAGGACGAUCACGCGGUGAUGCUGACUUGGCGACCGCCACUCCUCCCUGACUCGCUCGCUAGACGUCCAUCAUGGCCGUCGUGUAUGACAAGGGCGUCAUCAUGGGUGCUGACAGCCGAACAACUAUGGGAUCGUACAUUGUGAGUCUCCUAAGCGCAGUUGAAAAUUCCACAAGAUUGCUGGCUGCUCACCACCUCCGCGCGCUCAACGUAGGCGAAUCGAGUGACGGACAAGUUGACGCACAUCACGGACCGGAUCUACUGUUGCCGUUCAGGUUCGGCGGCGGACACUCAAGCUGUAGCGGAUAUAGUGUCUUACAAUUUGGGCAUGGUGGCAGUUCAGCACGACGAGCAGCCGAAAGUGGAGACUGCAGCUCAGCUCUUUCAAGAGAUCAUCUAUCAGAACAAGGACAGGUUGAGCGCUGGAAUCAUCGUUGCCGGUUGGGACAAGAGGAAUGGCGGUGGCGUUUACAACAUUCCUCUUGGAGGCGGCAAGUUUCAACAACCUUGGGCCAUCGGAGGUGAGUUUUGCUGCAAGGUCUCGUCCUUCUCGCCCUCGCCUCUCUGAACUGCGAUGAUGCUGACCGCAUCUCGCUUCAUUUUGCAGGUUCCGGAUCAACAUACAUUUAUGGCUUUUGCGACUCGACCUGGAGACCGGGAUGGGGCAAGGAGCAGACGAUAGACUUCGUCAGGAAGGGUGAGUGGUGCACGCAGUCUGAUGCUAUCAUUAGCGUCACUCGCUCUAGGCAUCACCAGCCUGCUGACACGACGCGCACUCCGACCCGUUCUCGUCUCUUACUUCCAGCGCUAUCGCUUGCAAUGCGCAGAGACGGCUCUUCAGGCGGUACGAUUCGCAUGGUGGACAUUUCAGAAGAUGGGGUGGAAAGGCACUUUAUUCCCGGAAACGAUCUUCCAGAUGGGGAAAGCAAAGAGUUCGUCUCUGGCAAAUUUGUGUAA